ACCAAAUGUAAGACGAAGAAGAGGAACAGGAAGCGAUGAAUGUUUACAGAACAGAAACGAUUAAUUUUAACUACAUUUUAACUCAGUUAAAGACAAUAUGAGCUUAAAGCACAUCUAACCGGUCAGACWUCAAAGAAAAAUAUUUAUUUUAAAGUUAAAGGAUAUCAGCUGCCUGCUAAAUGGAUCUUAUGGUGGCAUUUUAGGUUUUACAGUUUAAAUAAUUAUUACAGUAGCUUUCUCGGUGGAAUAAUUGCUACGUUUUACYUUCAGAACAAAUAAAAAAUAACCAACUGACGGCUGAUUUGACUUUAAGCUGCGACCGCCAUGGCUUCGUCAGACAUCAGCAUCCCGGAGGUGAGCGACAUCGUCAUCGUCACCAUCCCCGAGGCCGUGGGCGACGAGCUCCCCGGCGUGGUGGAGGAGGAUAAAGCCGUGCUGGUGACCUCGGAGCUGACUCCUCAGGCCGGGGAAGACGUCCUCACCGUCGCUCCGGUGGAAACAGAAAGUGAAGGCAGCAGGUCCGAUUCUCUGUUGAAGGAAGAGGCACUGAUCGUCAAACUGUCGGAGGAGGUGGACGUGGAGGCAGACGUCUACUACCCCAUCACCUGCGGGGACGCCAAGGCCACGCUGGUGUGGAAGAAGUUCGUCUGUCCCGGGAUCAACGUCAAAUGUGUCCAGUUUAACGAACAGCUCAUCAGCCCCAAAGAGUUUGUGUGUUUGGCGGGAAAGUCCACCUUAAAAGACUGGAAGAGAGCCAUCCGCCUUAACGGAACCAUGCUCAGGAAGAUCAUGGACUCAGGAGAACUGGACUUCUACCAGCACACCAAGGUGUGCUCCAACACCUGCCGCAGCACCAAGAUCGACCUGGUGGGAACUAAAGGGUCCGCCGCCGCCGACCAGUCCGCCGCCGAMCUUCUCUCUGCCUCGUCUUCAUCAGCUGACCUGAACGGCGCCGCCGUGGYGUUCCCAGACCCGACGGAGGAACCUUCAGAGUGGGUCACGGCCAUCGGAGAGGACUCRGUGACCUUCUGGCGCUCCAUGAAGGAGGCGGGGCUUCUGGAGGAGGUGGUGGAGGACUUCCAGAAGGAGCUGCAGGAGGUUCUGAAGGGUCUGCAGGAGAGAGUCUGUGACCCGCCGCUGCAGGUCAAAGGCCAGAUGGACCGGUACCGAGAGCAGUACUCCCGCAGCCUGGCCGCUCUGGAGCAGCAGUGUGAUGAACACAGGAAACGAGCCAAGGAGCUGAAGAGUAAAUCUCAGCACCUGAACAACGUCCUGAUGACCCUGACCCCGGUGACUCCGCCCCCGCCGCCCAAACGCCCCCGCCUGACGCGUGCCGUCUCUGGCCCAGCCGCGGUGGGCGCGGCGCCGGCCCAGAUCACGCUGCCCCUCGGCCAGCUGGGCGGGCUGCAGCUGGGGAAGGUGCUGACGGUGGCGGGGGCGCAGGGGGGCGGGUACACCCUCCUGGCCUCGCCUCUGUCCGGCGCCGAGCUGGCGGCCGACGGCGCCAACCUGACGCUGCUGGAGGGGGCGGAGGCAGCGGCUGGGGGGUCCGGYGGCUCCGGGGCCUUCGUUAAGGUGGUCGGACCUCAGUUCCAGCUGGUGACGCUGCCGCUGGCUGCCGCUCAGAGCCCCGCCCUCCAGCAGCAGGUCAGCACCGUCACCGUGGUGGACGCCAUGGCAACGGCAGCGGAGGAGUCCCAGGAGGCGGGGCCAACUGACUGUGAUGAUGAAGGUCAGCCAGGGCAGGAGGCAGAGGAGGAGCAGUGACGGACAGCUGAGGUGACCUCUGGCCCCGCCCCCUCGCCUCACAGGAAGCUUUCAGACAAACUUUUGACUCAAAAUAAAAACCUGUUUUUUUUUGUUUUUUUUUUUUGAUUCUGUGAAGAAUAAAGAAAAACAAACCGA
This is a messenger RNA of Austrofundulus limnaeus, 1905 nucleotides long. RefSeq names its product glucocorticoid modulatory element binding protein 2 (gene gmeb2). Gene Ontology annotation, molecular function: RNA polymerase II cis-regulatory region sequence-specific DNA binding. Gene Ontology annotation, cellular component: nucleus. Lineage: Eukaryota; Metazoa; Chordata; Actinopteri; Cyprinodontiformes; Rivulidae. Gene Ontology annotation, biological process: regulation of transcription by RNA polymerase II. The record is from RefSeq and is a predicted model, not a curated record.